Molecule: messenger RNA, 624 nt
Organism: Trichophyton rubrum CBS 118892
Lineage: Eukaryota; Fungi; Ascomycota; Eurotiomycetes; Onygenales; Arthrodermataceae
Exons: 3
Coding region: 1-624 (207 amino acids)
Source: RefSeq, a predicted model, not a curated record
AUGAUAAGAAGAAGACAAGUUAAGAAAAAGGGGCGAGAAGAUGUCAAAUCCGAGACGCCGCAUCCAGGGGCCGCACAUAACAUCUCUGCAGCUGAUAUCAGGCAGACAGCCAACCAGAGAGCCAGCCAGGCCCAGCGCCAGAACCAGGCAGUCCGGGCCCAGGAAGAACAGGAAGAAGCCAGGCUAGCAGGAGAUGCAGCGCAGGAAGCACUAGCAGACAAUGAAGCUGAAGCUGAGGCCGAAGCUGAGGCAGCAGCUGAAGCAGCAGCCCAGCAGGCCAAAGCCAGGAAACGCAAACGCACCGCAGCCACGGCAGCAGCAACAGCCAAAGCCAAGGCAAUGGCAAAGGCCAAAGCGAGACGUCGAGGACAGGAUGUCUCUGACGACGACGAUGAUGAGGACUACGAGGAGGCGUUUAACCAGGCACGCGUACCCGCGCCGGGCCAGCUGGCCAACUGCGAGCUGUGUGAUAAGCGGUUCACGGUGACCGCGUACAGCAAGACGGGACCCGACGGCGGGCUCCUGUGCACCCCUUGCGGCAAGCAGAUGGCGGCUGACGAGAAGAAGGCCCAAACCCAAGCCGAAGAGGCAGAGAGCCAGGGCGACGAGACAGAUGAACAGUAA